Molecule: messenger RNA, 1634 nt
Organism: Aspergillus glaucus CBS 516.65
Lineage: Eukaryota; Fungi; Ascomycota; Eurotiomycetes; Eurotiales; Aspergillaceae
Exons: 4
Coding region: 193-1578 (461 amino acids)
Molecular function (GO): protein binding
Source: RefSeq, a predicted model, not a curated record
ACUGAGAAGGGUAGUAUCGACCUGCAAAAUGGCCAGGUCAUACCGGUGAACACGACAACUGCUACUGCCGAGCACAGUGACUAUAACAGCGAAAUAAGUCAAGAUCAGGUCAAUCUUGCAAAGAAUAAUACCCCAUUUGAACCAGAUGUGGAAAUCUCACCCCCAUCGCCCAAGCGCCGCAAGACUAGUGGCAUGCGUCCAGUAAAACCAACAGAGUCAGCGCCACACACGCCAGAGAACAGUGAGGAUGGAGCAUCCUCUGCCCGGCAGGUGCAUACCGAAACGCGCUUUCCUCAGCGCAAAAAGUCCGGAAAAGAUGUACCCGUUUUGGAACCCACGUCGAUGGACAAACUCAUUGCAGGAAUUUGGAAACAGUUGUUUUCGUCGGUGCAACUCACGCGCUUCUCCACUAUUCCGGAACCAAGCGUGAACAUUCGCACCGGGGUCAGCGGCGAGGUUUUCCAAGCCGUCAAUAUUCUGUGCAUGAAAUACUAUAAUCAAAGCCAAUCAUCGAGAGCUCUUGAGAUGAUAGUUCAAGCAUAUUGGAUCGAAUGCUAUGAAGCGCGAAUUGCCGUCAUUCGACUGGAAAAUCCAAAUUAUUCAUCCACAGAAGCCCGGAUGACGGCACUAAAAGAAGCAUGUGCCGUCCUCAACUGGAAGGAAAAGGACCUUCGAAACAGAAUGGCUAUCUGGCGAGGCUACAAAGACAUUAAAGACGCAGGCGGAUGGGCAAGUCUCAUAUUUACCAGUACCGGUGUAUACCGGUUCUGCAAAUACCGGACCGGCUUUAGCGACGGCUUCGCAACACGUCUUCGGCAUCUUCGAUCUGCUUUCGAAGUGGCGGCAGACACACUCCAUCCAGAAUGGAGAGGCCUGUUGCACAUUAUCGGACAGGAGGAACCACGCCGUUAUUAUGGACAACCCCAUGAAUGGGUUACUGUGUCCGGGGGUGAGGCGGCAGUACCACUGGCUUCGACUUAUGGCCAUCUAAAUUUGCCUAAUGGGUUUCAAUAUGAGUUUAUCGAUCAAUGCGUGUUGGACCAGAAUGUGUUUGGAAUAAUCGACCCGCGCGUGAUCCCUGAGCUGGAGAAUACAGAUAUUUGCCAGGUCUGUAAGGAAAGGCAGUCAGACGAUAUCAAGAUAAAUCAAUGCUCGUGCUUUCCGUCUUUAUUCGGGAGCGUUCGAAGUCCGGCCCCUGUACAGAUAUUCCAUACGACCAGUGGGAGGAACAAUGGUGUUAUUGCGCGCUAUAAUAUCGAACGUGGCACCGCUAUCGGUGAAUUUACCGGCCUCAUAACCAAUGGCAUUCAAGGCGUCGACGUGAUGGUAGGAGGCGCUCGCCCGCGUACGUACCAGAUCUUCCAGGGACAAAUGGGCAACUUCACGCGGUUUAUCAACCAUUCUUGCAAGCCGAAUAGUCAGUUUCGGAAGUUUUACUGGCGUGGAAAAGAACGGAUUUUGGUCGUUUCUAGGGGGAUAACGGCGGGAAGUGAGAUUACGGUGGAUUACUCGGAUAGUUAUUGGAGGCAGUUGGAUAAGAGGUGUUUGUGUGGAGAGUAUUGUUGUCGGUUUAGUUGAGAGAAGUCAUGUAUAUAUUUUGGUCAGAUAUCCCAUAUCUUAAUCUGUAUUCGUCC